This is a messenger RNA of Sceloporus undulatus (fence lizard), 1850 nucleotides long. Its product is annotated as carboxypeptidase inhibitor SmCI-like. The record is from RefSeq and is a predicted model, not a curated record. The transcript is spliced from 5 exons. Gene Ontology annotation, molecular function: serine-type endopeptidase inhibitor activity. The coding region runs from base 584 to 1081 and encodes 165 amino acids. Lineage: Eukaryota; Metazoa; Chordata; Lepidosauria; Squamata; Phrynosomatidae.
UCCAGUUGAAGUUAUCAAAGGCCUUUUCUGUAUCUAAAAACAACAUUGCCACCUUUUUGUCAUGUUUUUCAUAAUAUUCUAGUAUGUUCUAAACCAUUCUAACAUAUGUCUUCCCUGUAAAAAUACAUUUUGAUCAGAGCAUACUGGUCUUUUAAUAUUCUUUUCAAUCUCUCCAUCAAUAUGGAAGAAAAAAGUUAUACUCCACAUUUAAUAGGGAUAUUGGUCUGUAAUUUGAGUCUCUCUCCCAGCUGGCACACUUUUAGGGCGAGGAGUGGCAUUCAUUUGGUGCAGGUCGCAGCGUCCCAUUAGGACCAUGCUCCUCGCUGCCGCCGCCACAUCACUUGGCACUGGAGCCGGGAAGGCAUUGAGGGAGAGGGCUCCAUCACGGCUGUUAUCCUCUGGCUUCGUUUGGGGAGAGAUGCUCCAUUACAGAUGAAAAUUAUGUGGAUGAAUUGAAAAAGGAAAUUAAACUAUUUUUACAAGAGAAUACUGCACCUGAGUCUCUGCUUCUUAUCCUCCAAAUUGCAAACUGAACAAAAAAGUUGGACGUUGCAGAGCACACUUAGAACGUUAUUUCUUUAACAUGAAAACGGAGAGAUGUGAGCGUUUCAUUUUUGGUGGCUGUGGAGGGAAUGCGAAUCGGUUCGGGACACAUCUGGAAUGUCUUCUUAGCUGUGAAACCAUGGGGUCUUUGCCGAAAAUAUGUACAUAUCCUAAGAAAGUAGGAUGGUGCAAAGCAUCUUUUCGUCGUUAUUACUACGAUGUUGAGAGCAGGAUGUGUGAGCCAUUCAUUUAUGGUGGCUGUCUAGGCAACAGGAAUAAUUUUGUGGAUAGGACUGAGUGCAUUGAGACAUGCCAAAAGUACGGAUCUUGGCCUCAAGUAUGUACAUUGCCCAAAGAAGAAGGCGCAUGCAAAGGAGCCAUUCCUCGCUUUUACUUUGAUUUCUAUGGCAAGCAGUGUAUGGAGUUCAGAUACGGCGGCUGUGGUGGCAACAAGAACAACUUUGCGUAUAAAAAAGAUUGCAUUGGAACAUGCCAAGCUUUUGGAGAGAACUUAACUACUGCCAUUCCCAGCGCAUGAAAAGGCCUCUGGCCAUACAACAAAUCCAUGCUGAAUUUCAGUCGGCUGUCCCAGUCUGAGUGGAAAUGUCCUGCAUGCUUAUUACUCCAGAUUCGGAGAUAUGGCCUCCAAUAAACCCGUCUGCUCUUCUGCAUCUCUGGCUUCUACUUCCUGAGUAUUGUUUCCUAAAGUUGAUGGAGGACAGAAGCUGCAAAGUAGGUAGCCUUGCAAAGAACGCAGCAUCAGCUGAAGAAACCUGCCAAGAAAACCCGUGAUGUCACCUUAGGGUUGCUAUAAGUCAGAAAGGUCUUGAAGGCACACAGCAGCAGCAACAACAACAACAACAGCACCAUGGCAGUCUCCCACCCAAGUACUAACCAGGGCUCGCCUUGCUUAGCUUCCAAGAUCAGAUGGGAUUUGGUGCAGUUAGGAUAGUUAGGCCUUUUAUUAUUACAAGCUAAAUUCAAAAUAUAGAAGUAAUUUGCACUCAGUUAACUAAGCAGGAGAGAAGAGUAACCUUUCCAACAAGACCAAGCAAAAACAAAAGCAAACUGUUCUGUGAUGACUCAGUGAGAUAUAGUGAGAACUAACAGUUAUGUUCCUCAUUUGCCCAUUUCUUCUAUUCUCCAACCUCUAACUUCCACUUUUACAGAUGCAUGGGAUAGCCAUACCCCCAGGACACCAAGAAAUGAAUCAGCCACACAGUAUGCAAAGCCAUGCCACUUGUGCUGCUUGUUACACAGAAGCCUUUCUUUCCAGUGCCUCCACUACUUUGGGAUUUCUUUCCUGC